This is a messenger RNA of Thermothielavioides terrestris NRRL 8126, 1560 nucleotides long. RefSeq lists its product as uncharacterized. The transcript is spliced from 2 exons. The record is from RefSeq and is a predicted model, not a curated record. The coding region runs from base 166 to 1404 and encodes 412 amino acids. Lineage: Eukaryota; Fungi; Ascomycota; Sordariomycetes; Sordariales; Chaetomiaceae. Gene Ontology annotation, molecular function: glutaminyl-peptide cyclotransferase activity; zinc ion binding.
AUUCCGUCCACGUUGCGGCUCGCUCUCACACACGACUGAUUCUCACAUCUCACAUACCCAUCAUGCUAUAACAUUGGGAAGUCUGUUGACAUAAUUUUGCUAUUCGAGCAUGAUAUUGAGCGCUUUGCACAGGAUACCAGCUGCGCCCAGCAGCCUCUCCGCAGAAUGAGAAGCCCCUCCACCUUCGACCUCCUCGUCAUCCUCGUCCCGUUCGUCCUGCUCGCCAUCCACGUGUCCCCGACCCUCAGCUACACCCUGCUCUCAAACCAUUCACUCCAGCACCACAUUCCCCCAGCCAACAAAGCCUCUUCCCCUUCCUCCCCGGACCCGGACUUCGACCCCCUCCACGGCACCCUCCUCGCCCCGCUGCUGACGCCCCGCGUGCCGGGCACGCCCGGCCACGCCCGCGUCCAGCACCACUUCGCCUCCUUCGUCCGCGCCCACCUGCACCCCUCGUGGACGCUCGAGUGGCACAACACCACCGCCGCCACGCCCGCCACCGGCGACCGCCAGGUGCCCUUCCAGAACCUCAUCCUGCGUCGCGACCCGCCCUGGACCCGGCCCGGCGGCGGUGGUGGUGGUGAUGGUGGUAAUGGUGCCGGCCAGGGCGAAGGGGACGUGGCGCGGCUGACGCUCGCCGCGCACUACGACAGCCUGUACCGGCCGGAGGGCUUCGUCGGGGCGACGGACAGCGCGGUGCCGUGCGCCGUGCUGCUGUUUGUGGCGCGGGCGGUGGACGAGGCGCUGACCAGGCGGUGGCAGGACCUGGAGAGCCGCGGCGAGGCUGGUGAUGGGUUGGAGGAGGAGAAGGGGGUGCAGAUUCUGCUGCUGGAUGGGGAGGAGGCCUGGGUGCAGUGGAGCGACGAGGAUAGCUUGUACGGGUCGCGGGCGCUGGCCGAAGCGUGGGAGAGCACGAGAUAUGCGGCGGGGAGCAGCUUCGCCACGCCCCUGGAGGCGAUCAGUCUGUUCGUACUUUUGGAUUUGCUGGGCGCGCCCGAACCGCAUAUUCCGUCCUAUUUUCCUUCCACUCACUGGGCGUACCAGCACUUGGCUACGAUUGAGGGAAGAUUGCGGGAGCUGGGGGCGCUGCAGACGACACCUAGACAGCCUUUUUUGGCGGAGGGUAAGAAGGAAGGCGCUCCAGUCUUCAGAGGCUACGUGCAAGACGACCAUGUCCCGUUCAUGCGGCGCGGGGUUGAUAUCCUACACAUCAUUCCCAGCCCCUUUCCGGCCGUGUGGCAUACUAUGGACGACGACGGUGCCCAUCUCGACGUGCCAACUAUUCGGGAUUGGGCGCGCAUCAUGACGGCGUUUGUGGCAGAGUGGAUGGAUUUGGAGGGCUACCUCCCACAGGCGACGGCUAGUAAUGUGGAUAACGGUAGCUCUACGAAGGACGAGUUGUAGAGACGCGUAAACUAAACAAGUCUCGGCGGGUACAACCCGUUUUGUGAUACUGUCCGCACCUGGGCCUGGCCAUGAGCUCAGGAGACGCGCAUUACCCUAACCCUGAAUCUCGAAUUCUGACAAUGACGACGUUGAAUCAGCGGCCACGCAUCGAAC